AUGGUACUUUCUACCAUGACAAUGGUCACUUGUACCACGACUAUGGUAUUUAUAAAGAUGACUAAUGUUGAUCUUUCACCAACAUCAAGAGAUGAUGACGUUAUUAUUGAUAUAUCUUCAUCAACAACAGAAGAAAUCAAUAGAGAACAAUUAAAAUUAAAGUUUCGAUUAGCACUUAUUGAUGAUGUUGACAAUAAAAAAACAAGUGAAAUAAAAGCCAAAAGUGAUCCCGAUAUACCUUCGUCAAUAUAA
Molecule: messenger RNA, 252 nt
Organism: Rotaria sordida
Lineage: Eukaryota; Metazoa; Rotifera; Eurotatoria; Philodinida; Philodinidae
Source: the annotation of a GenBank genome assembly